Molecule: messenger RNA, 390 nt
Organism: Armigeres subalbatus
Lineage: Eukaryota; Metazoa; Arthropoda; Insecta; Diptera; Culicidae
Gene: Rpb12
Product: DNA-directed RNA polymerases I, II, and III subunit RPABC4
Exons: 3
Coding region: 127-303 (58 amino acids)
Biological process (GO): DNA-templated transcription
Cellular component (GO): RNA polymerase II, core complex; RNA polymerase I complex; RNA polymerase III complex
Molecular function (GO): DNA binding; zinc ion binding
Source: RefSeq, a predicted model, not a curated record
UCAAAAUAUCAAAUCAAAACAUCAGGACUCGCGUGAAUCGAAAGCCGCUUUUUACAGCACAUUUUAAAUUCUCGAUUUUCUGCUGGAAAUACGCUUAUUCCCUGUGAUUCACAGUUUACGCUUAAAAUGUCUGACCCCAGCUCGAAGGACACGGUCAUGAAGACGGCGAUGAUUUACGUAUGCGGAGAAUGUCAUCAUGAGAAUGAAAUGCGUCCCCGGGACCCAAUCCGUUGCCGUGAGUGCGGAUACCGUAUCAUGUACAAGAAACGUACCAAACGAUUGGUUGUAUUCGAUGCCAGAUAAAUAUUAGGACCGACGGAAUCUUUAAUAUGUAAUGAUCAAGAUUAUGCGAAAUAAGUUUUUGAUUAUAGUUCUAAGGUAUGUAAGAAA